AUGAAGACGUCGAAAACUCUAUUUUGUCUGAUGCUUUUCACCCUGGUUGUCUUGAAUGAGGGCAGACCAGCUCGAAAUAACAGUCGACACGGACAGCAAGUUCACGUAAGUUGCUUUCACUUAUUUGUCAAUUUAUUUUAUGAUUAUAAUAACGACUUAAAUUUUCUUAGUUUGACGUAUUUCCUUCACUAAAAACAUAUAAACACACUGUCAUAAUAACAUUACAAUUCCCUUUUGCUUUUCUUUUUCGCAAAAUAUCUGCACGAAAGUUGCUCGUUGCUUGCUGACUGCCUGUUAAGUUUCUAUAUGCUUGCCCGCGGCUCACAUUCUCGUUUAACUGUUGCUCGCACGGUGUAUUAAUUUUGGAAACCCACGCUCUACGUAGAGAGCUUAUUGUUGCUUCACAAAAGCGGACUACUCUACUCUGUUUCUGUCUCGUUUAUCUUCUGAAAUACACUCAAUAAAAUACAACUGCUUAUUUAUACUUCCUCAAAAGCUGAUGGAAAAAAAUUGUUGAAGUGGCCAUUCUUCUGCAUGAAAGGUCAACAUGAAUAAAAUUAAGAAGUUUAUUGGUUUUAUACUUCUGUGCCCAGGAAAGACUUCAAAGCGUUUUGAAAUACCCUUUCGGUCGUUUUUACCAGAAACUGGCCAAUUUUGUCUUGAUUUCCCUAUAACAGCACUUAAGAAGCAAAGUCACGUUUUUUUAACUCUGACCUUAGUCUUUUGAAGUCAUGGCUCAGCGGGUAUACCCAGCUUUUGUCAAUUUCAAAUGAGCGUUUGAAGGGAAUCAGGAACUUUUGCCGAGUUCUGUGUGUUGAUCAUACCAACAGUAUGACUAAUUCUUCCACGAUAUUGCCUAGCUAAAUGCUACUUUACACUGACCUUCAGUAGAGAGAAAAUAAGAAAAGACACUUUUUUUCUUCCAUCAAAGAACACUUAUUCAUGCGUCACAUUUUUAUACAGCUUUCCAAAACUCAGUAAAAGAGUCGUUUUAGUGUUUCAGCUUCAGUCAGUCUUACUGGUUAUUAGGGUCUAGUUUAGGUGCCCUUUAGAAUAGAGUUGGAACUUCCGUGUCUGCCGAGGAAAUCCGAAAUUCUGCGCAAGUGCCAAAUCAUAUAAUCAACUUGAGCAUUAAUACUACUUGUGCUACCGGAGGUUUUAAGGAGAGAGGUCACGUUUUUUAAAUCGUUUUUUUGAGAAACAGAACAGGUUUUUCAAGUUCCAAUCUUUCUUCGGCCAGCCUACGUUCACGGUAGCUUAACAUUUUUUAAGAAGGGGGUUUUGAUUUUCUAGCCUACCGCCAGAUAAAAAAAGAAUAGAACAUAAAUAUCUGGUGAGGGAUGGUAAUUGGACAAAAAAUGAUUCUCCACUAUGUUGCUUGUCAUUUGUACUUGUAAAAAGGUGCUCCUUGUAUGGGAAGGUAGUACAAUGCAAACCUGUGGUUAAAUUAAUGCUGGUGGACAGGUCACCCGUAUGUCUAAGCCGUGGAUUGACGGCGUAAAAUAUUAAACAAGAGAAGGAAUAUAUACUUUUUCAAAUUUUCAAACGUUGGCAAAUGCGGUUUAAAAUCAGAGCGAGGAGCAGCCGAGACACGAGAUUCAAAAGAACUCGACUAAAGUUUCUGUGUAUAGCAGAUGAGACAGAAAAUUUCUCGAGUGUUUAAUGGGCCUUCCGCCUGUGACGUAAUAUUAUUCGACAAUUCUGUGAUUAUUAAGAUUGCACUUGCAGUUCGGACUUCCUCUCUUUUUUCCUCAUGAACAUGUAUUCAUUACAACGCACCACUCACAAACGGGGACAUUGAAAUGAAAUCUUCGAAACAAAGUUCUCCGUAGUUCCACUUUCUCAAGUCUAUUUUAAACUGAACAAGGUGGUACGUCUAAUUUAUGAUUCUGUGCACGUCGAGAUCCUACAGUGGUAAAUUGUUAACUGAAGAGGGAUCAUUUCUUUCCAGUGGUACAAGUGCGCAUUAAAGACAUUUCAGCUGGCUUUCAGUUUUGGAUCUAUCGAUAUUAGACCUCCACCCUUAUUGUGGCAUUACAAUGGCGGGCAUAAGUCAUGCACACAAUAUUUUGAGGAACACUUCACUGUAGUGUAGUUAAUAUGCUCAAUUUUUUUGUUUUUUUGUUAUCGAACUUCUUUUUAUAGCGGAAUUGUCGUGCUUUCGAGAGAGGACGAUUUUAAUUAAGGGGAAAGGAUUACGUGUCCGAGGUGAUCAAUGACAGAUUCUGUUAGCGCGGAGCUCUUAACAUACCACCUGCUUCAGCAUUAAACAAAGAGACUUUCUAACCAGUUUCUGUCCAGCGUUUGAAAAAAGGUCAUAUAGGUUUAUAAGACGACGGGAUGCCUAGAAAAAGCUCUGGACAUUUUUCAACACAAUUGCCUGCAGAGGAGCUAAAAAACUUUCAUUUGCAAGUGGGAAUAGUUAUGGCUGAAUUGCAUUUCCUGUUUGGAAGUAAUAUUAAUGAUGCUCAAUUAUCAGUGUAAUGUGAAAGCAAAUGCGAAUUACAGGUAUUAAUCUGGGACUGCGUUUGCGUGCUUGAAAGUGCCUAAGAUGUGGUCCAUCGAUCGCUGGCCACAGUUUAGACUGUGAUGGAGUAGUGGUUCUCUGUGAGCAGCUCGCCCGUUAACAAGAAAGAAAAAUAUUAUUAUUAGGCCAGCUGCUAAACAUUCCCUCUUGCCGCAAAAUCAUUUGCGUGGCUUUUCCCUGUAAACAGAAGAAGAGAACACCGACAGUGUCCUUCAGCUUAGCUUUUUUUCACCUUGGGUCGAAUGAAUAUCGUACCUUGUCAAUACUCAAAUAACUUGGCACAACCUAACCUUCUUGCUCUUUUCAUCGCGUGUUUCGGUAUUAAAACCAUUAUAACCCCCCAAGAGCGUCGUGAAGUACCAUGCAGAUAUUUGAGAGAAGGUACUUUGGUAUUUUUGCAUCCGGUGAAUGAAUAGCAUAAGGGCUUCAGCCCACACAGGCGUAAGCUAUACUAAGAUUCAUUGUUCAAAAGACGUGUCACUUAAGCAGUUAUAUUACAUAUGUAUAAUGGUUGUAUUCUUAGCUGUCACUAAAACUGGUUUAAGUAACAGUCUACUAAUAUUAUGCCCUUUAUGUGGCUUAAACUUAGGCCUUUCGCUCUCUCCUCUGCAGAGGCUACCGCUGGGUACCCCACAAGAAUAGCAUAGCCUCCCCCAUACGACACAAAGUGGCCUCUUCUGAGGAGAGAGGGCCUUUCGUUAGCCUUUAAACUGGGCGUUGGCAUUGUCGAGAAUUAGGGAAGAUGAUCCCUUCCAAUUAACCUAUUUACAGUGGGACUAAAACGCAAAUUAUAAACUUUCUUUAUAUUAAGAAGUGACUUCCGAUAUGCAUUUCAUCCCUUCUAACGGAUGUUUACAGAUGUACACCGAUGUUUAUGUGGGGCCAAGUAAAGUCGUUAGAUGAAAAAAUAAAUAUUAUUGCAGAGGCGUACUGAAAAAAAAAUAAUUAAAUGAAGUAAUAUAUCAAGAUUUUUAGUGUCUCGAUAGAAAAUAUAGUGGAGGAAGAUCUAUUGUCAAAGUUGCUCCUUUAUUUUUUAAUUUACAGUGCGCCAGAGUCAAGGGUCGGCGCUGUAUGGAGGACGAUGAAUGUGCUUGCGUGAACCGCCAUAAUAGAACGCUGAUCUGUAACUGGCAGAAAAGAUGCGAGAGAUCAGGGUUUAUUGAUGAUAUCAUGAGAAGUCAACCGGUGCGUGUUUAAAUAUGUCUGUUUUGUGCUUACCGAUAUUAACUUGUAUUCCUUUUGGUGGGCGCGUCGCAUGGGUCUGAGUGUCCCCUUCGCGCCUUUCCCUUAUAUUUCAUUGUGUAUUUAUCGCUGUUGAUAAAGUGUGUAUUGCCCAAUAAAGUAAGUUAAACUAAACUUAACUAUUUUGAUCAACAAAGAGUGGUUCUCAGUGGCUGGCGCACUGGAUCGUCUAUGAUUCUGAUCCUAUAGGGUGCUCGGCCGGUACACCCAGUGUAUAAGAAGGAGUUGAAAGAAAUUUAAAGCCGCCCGGCGUUCUCCUAAGCUACCUACAGUUUCGAUCCCCUCGUCUGGGUAUUUUAUAUCCAUAUGAUGCCUAAUGAAGAAAGAGCCUGUACUUUCCGAUGGGGGUGGAUUAUGUUAGGGGGAAUUAGAAAUGGUCUAUAUUUGCUUUAUGCUAGAGGCUGCAUACAGAAGGGAACUCAUAUUUACGUAACUGUGCUCACAUUGUGGGUGGCUUCUCCUAAAAUGUUCCACAAGUGGUACCGGAUUUAAUGGUUCCGAAAUCAAUUGUGGAAUUGCACUCAUUUUAGGCAUCCUACUGAUGAACAGUUACGACUUUUAGAUAUUUCGAGCAACAACAAUUUGCCGUCUGUCCUCUUUGAAGUGGUAGUAUCAUGCAUGAAAUCAAAGAACCGUACAAGAAUUUAAAAUUACAGUUUGAUAUCAAGGAAGUGAUGUGAGCCAUUGCCACAGUGCUUAGCAGCUGGUGAGAACAUCAAUUAAGGUAACACUAUGAAUUGCCUUGCCUUUAUCUAACCCACAGUCCUCUUUUUCUCAGUGCCCCCGGGUGUUCAAGAGAACCUGUGAAGUACAUGACGAUUGUCCAUGCAGCGAACAACCUUUAAUCUGUGAAGAUCGUGAAUGUGUAAAGGCAAAAAAGGUAAGCCAAGGUGAGGGUGUGGUGGAGUGACGCCGCAAAAGCAAAUUAUUGAAUAACACCACGGCCCGUUUAUGAAUCUCUCGUAGCUUGGAUGUGUUUUUUCCCAACCUCGCCCGGAGCUAAUUAAAUUUUUCUUUUCGGGGGCGGGGUAGUUUUUCUUCCUCUUUUCCUUUUUUUUAAAUGCGGUCAUAUUGAACUUAAAAAAAGUUAGGGCUAGUAGAUAUGGACACACAUUUUACACAACUGAUUGUAUUUAAUGAAAGGCUGGUUAACAUUUCUUUUAGUGCUUUAUAGUUGAGGGCCGGCCCUGUAGCAAAGACUCAGAAUGUGUAUGUGUGAACCACCAUAAUGCCACAGAGACGCUUACCUGCAAUAGUGAAAACAGAUGCGAGAGACAAAGUCCUCAUCAUAUCAUGUCACUUCAACCAGUAAGUUGAAUAUCACAAAAUAUUGACACUUGUUUAAGGCCAGGUAGUUCGACUUUGGAGGAAUAAAUAAAAGAUAGUUUUACAAUAGUCAGUCCCGGCUAUCAACUGAUUUAUGUUUGCUUUAGUUAGAAUUUCAAGCGACACUGCUAUCAACGAGAGUUAACCUACAAAACUAUCCACGAGAAUUUCAUUUUUCCGUGUCGGCUUGGUAUAAAGGAAAGAAAACGACAUUAUGACCGAAACAGUAACUACUGGAAACAAUCCCUAAAAAUAAAAUCUAUUGAUCUUCAAAGAAACCUUCCUCGUCAGGAUCUUAUAUAUGAGAUAUGUAUAGAGUACGGAGUGGGAAAACCUUUUUUAUCAUGUUUUGGCUCACUCGUGUGCGUUUGUUUUGUUUCAGUGCCCUGGAGUGUUCAAGCGUCUCUGUAAAGUAAAUUCAGAUUGCCCGUGUAGUGAACACCCGUUAAUAUGUGAAAAUCGCGAAUGUGUCAAAGCGCUACAAAGGUUUAAGAAGGCAUACUGACACUGUGGAAGACUGGGAAGGACAAUGACUGUCAGAGAGAUACACCUUCGGUUUUCCCAGCUCUAUAAAGAAUGGAAGGCUGAGUCACAAUUAAUUUAUUAUUUUACAAGUGAAUUUGCCCGCUGAAGGGAAUGCCUGUAGAAAGUGUACAGGCGUGAGGACUUUAAAAGCCAAGCCAUAUUCGAGAAGACUCAGUAAUCAUGCGGAUACCAAAGACGACGUCCCAGUCAGCUUGAACGAGAAGGGAACUGGGUCGGGUUAACUUUCGCAAAGACUUCUGGGACUGUCACUGGGGACACGGAAAAGUUGGCAAAUUGUUUUAGAGUUGAACUCUAAUGGAUUGUAUCAAAGUUCAGGAAAAGAAAAGGAGAGUUGUUGUCUUAUGUUCCCGUCCUCGACAGAACGUGAAAUUAGG
This is a messenger RNA of Porites lobata, 6015 nucleotides long. Lineage: Eukaryota; Metazoa; Cnidaria; Anthozoa; Scleractinia; Poritidae. The record is from the annotation of a GenBank genome assembly.